AACCAUAAAUCAUGUAAAAAAUACAAAAUACUGAUUUGAACAAAAAAAACUCAUAAAAUGCUCAACCGCAGCUCAGUUGCGGUUCAGCCAUGGUCCAACCGCAGGUCACUUGCGGUUCCCAUUUUCUGUGUUUUUUUUUAUUUUUCCAGUUAAUGUUUUUAUCUCGUCGGAGUCGCUACUCAUGAUUCAGACGUCUUGCCGACGAUAUCGUCUUCAAAAUGACGAUGAUGGAUUUUUCUCUCCUUAAAUAGUGUUUUUUUAGUCCAAGUGGUGUUUGUUUGCUAAAGGGAAGGUAAAAAAGUUAAGAGGGUUAAAAGUAUAAAUUGGAUACUUUUUAGAGCUACCUUUAGCAAUUAUAAGAAGGACCUUUAGCCGGUCCCUAAAACAAUGGGCCAAAGGGUGGCGGUGAUGAUGGCGUGGAAUGAGAAUAAAGAAUAUUACAAAGGAAGAUCCCUUCUUACGGAGAUGCGUGGAGCAGCAGAGCAGGGGCAGAGCAAAACCAAAACGAAAAGCCUGUAUGGAAACUUGUAAUAAUAAUGGAGUUGAGAUUCGUCGGAAUCCUGGGCAAAUAUGGCGCGCGAAAUCAGACACCCAAACAUUUUCCCCCGCAAAAAUUAAUAAAUUUGGGACUCCAUUCUUUCCGCCAUCUCUGUAAGCUCCCGUUUUCGUUACCUUGCCGAGAAAGGGCAGCCGAAAAUUCCCAAAUCCCUGAUGGGAGGAAACCUCUGAGGUCUCUUUCUCUCAAAGAAGAACAACAAUGGCGCCUCUGUUACCUUCCUCUGUUUUUGCAUCCCUUCUACUGCUAAUCCUGCUUUGCGUUUCUCCUUCUGCAAUUCAUGCCGGCGGCGACCGCAUCCCUUCAACUAUGGACGGCCCAUUUGAGCCCGUCACGGUUCCCUUCGACCUCAGCUUGCGCGGCAACGCCGUUGAUUUGCCCGACACGGAUCCUCGCGUCGUGCGCCGGGUCAAUGGGUUCGAACCGGAGCAGAUAUCGGUUUCGCUUUCCGCGAACCACGAUUCUGUCUGGAUCUCUUGGGUUACAGGGGAGUUUCAAAUUGGGUACGACAUAAAGCCAUUGGACCCAACAACUGUUGGCAGCAUCGUGCGAUAUGGGAAGCAUCGAUAUCCAUUGAGACACGAAGUCAAGGGCAAAUCACUCGUUUACAGUCAGCUUUAUCCGUUUGAAGGCCUCCAGAAUUACACCUCCGGAAUCAUCCACCAUGCCCGCCUUACAGGGUUGAGACCUGACACGAUGUAUUACUAUAGGUGUGGGGAUCCAUCAAUUGGGGCCAUGAGCGAUAUCUACAGUUUCAGGACAAUGCCAGCUUCUGGUCCAAAGAGUUACCCUAGGAAGAUUGCAAUAUUUGGUGAUCUUGGCCUUACGUACAACACAACUGCCACGAUAAGUCACGUUAAGAGCAACAACCCUGACCUUGUUGUGCUGGUUGGCGAUGUGUGCUAUGCAAAUCUCUACCUUACAAACGGAACGGGCGCUGACUGCUACUCUUGCUCUUUCUCCAAUACUCCCAUCCAUGAGACUUACCAGCCUCGUUGGGAUUACUGGGGACGGUUUAUGCAGGACUUAAUUGCUAAAGUUCCAAUAAUGGUGGUGGAAGGAAACCAUGAAAUAGAGCCACAGGUUGGGGGCCAAACAUUUGUGUCCUACAGUUCGCGGUUUGCAUUCCCUUCCGAAGAGAGUGGAUCACGAUCCACCUUCUACUACUCAUUCAACGCUGGUGGAAUCCAUUUCGUCAUGCUUGGAGCAUACAUCUCCUAUGAUCAUUCAUCCGAGCAGUAUAGGUGGCUGGAGAGGGAUCUGGCCAAUGUGGACAGAUCGAUCACUCCGUGGCUGGUUGCUGUGUGGCAUCCGCCUUGGUACAAUUCAUAUAAUGCCCAUUACAGAGAGGUUGAGUGCAUGAGGGUGGAAAUGGAAGAACUUAUCUACUCAUAUGGUGUCGACAUAGUCUUCAAUGGACAUGUUCAUGCCUAUGAGAGAUCGAAUAGAGUGUACAACUACACACUGGAUCCUUGUGGCCCUGUGUAUAUCACGGUUGGUGAUGGCGGCAAUAGGGAAAAGAUGGCUGUUGAACAUGCUGAUGAACCUGGUGAGUGUCCCGAACCAUCAACUACACCUGAUGAAUACAUGGGUGGAUUCUGUGCAGCAAACUUUACAACUGGCCCAGCAGCUGGCAACUUCUGCUGGGAUCGACAGCCAGAUUUCAGCGCAUUCAGGGAGAGUAGCUUUGGCCAUGGAAUUCUCGAGGUAAAGAAUGAAACUUGGGCGCUAUGGAAAUGGCACCGAAACCAGGACGCGGUGAGCCAAGUAGGGGACCAGAUCUACAUAGUGAGGCAGCCUGAGAGGUGUCUUCGCACUGCCCCCCAAACUAGGCAAUGGAUCGCGGACCUUUAGUGCUUCUUCCAGACUGAACUGAGAGGGUUAAUAGAGGCAAGAGUUGACAUUCAGGGUCUGUUAUGGCAUGGGUAGAACAGAAUGAAUAGUUUAGACGAGGGGAAAGCACUUAAGUUAGUUCCCUUUUAAGUGGAUCCUUCCCCAUACCUAGAACUAGCUACAACUGCCUUGACUUCUUAUUAUUGUUACAAAGUGAAAGUACGAAAUGAGAUAUAUGCCAUCGACAUCUGUCAAUUUGAUUUACCAUUGUUGCUUAGGUCUUGGGCAAGGUUGUCAAACCGGUUUAAGUCAUUGAGCCGGUUAAGCAAGGGGUUUGAGGUUUAAUGGUCUGAUCGGGGUCCGGCCGGUUUGAGCCGUUUUAGAGGUUUUCUAAAUAUAUAUACAAAUAAAGUAGUAAUUAAAAAUUUAAUGAGUGAAAUAAAAUUUAUCUUACAUAUAUCUAUUAAAAACUUAUUUUCAACAAAAUAAAUCUACCUAACCUCCAUGAUCCACCUACCAUUUCCCUUCCUUCGUUCCUUUUCCUCUCUUCUGCCUCUCUUCUUCUCCCUGUUUAGGGGUCAGACCGGGGGAUUUUUUGGAGGCCGUUUUGAAGCCCGACUCGGGUUGAACCGGGUCCAACCGGGGGGGUUCGAUAGGGGUUUAACAACCUUGGUCUUGGGAUGACGCAUUUCGUCUUGGAUCAUGCAAAAAAAAAAAUCCUAAUUUAAUUAUACUUAUUAUGUUUCUUUCUAACUAAAUUCUUUCUUUUUCCACAGAAAUUAUCAUAUUAUUCAAAAUUAUACUUGUAUUAAAAAGUUCAUACUAUUCAAAAUGACAUCCAUUCUAAUAUAUUUUGGAACAAAGAAAAUUAUAUAUAUUUUGAUAUAUUUUGGAAAAAAACCAGACAUAUAUUACUAGUCUAUACUCUAUACUAUGGCUAUAAUGUUCGGUAGUACACAAGAUUAUACAAUGGUAGUAUGAGAAUGUAACAUGAUCGUAUGAAUAACCAUAUUGUAGAAUAAUUGAUUUGGUUAAUUCAUUCAUACUAUCAUCAUGGUAUACUCUCAUAAUUAUACACAUAAUUGUAUCAUGAUUCUCAUAUUUUAUUCAUUAUAUGUAGUAUGAAUUGAUGCAUUAAGUGAAGAUUUUUUUCACAUAAAAAUAAUGUUUUAUUAUAUUAGUUUAACAUUAUUAACUAAUUAACCAAAUUGAUUAAACUUUAAUUUGUUUAACUUGGUUGUUCUAUUAAUUUGGAUAGUUUGAUUAAUAUAUUGUAUUCCAUACUCAAUAGAAUUUAGCCUUAAUUAGUUUUGGUAAUGAUUACGUUAAUAACCAUUUUGAAGACUCCUAAAAAGAAAGAGAAGAGAGUGCAACUCCAUACACUGACACAUAUAGAAAGAGGAUUUUGUACACGCGCUUUAGGAAGUGUGCAGUAAAACAAAGGUUAGAUGAGAGACAAUCGUUUUUGGAUGUCACAUUUGUUAGUUUAGUUUCACUCGAUAUGCGUGCGGCCGCACAUGUUAAGUUAAAUAACUCUAGUUAUGCUUAACAUGUGUGCGGAUACAUUCUCGCUUCUCGUCACAAUAUCAGUGUAAAUACAACUAGUUAUAAUUUGAUCCAUUGGUCCGACUAUUUUAGAUUAUCAACUCGUAGAGCGAGAGUGACAGUAAGAGUGGAAGAGCAUAUAUUUUUUGAGAAUUAUGUAUUCAAAACGUUAAUAUCACAUAAUUUUAGACAAAAUAUUACAAUACGUUUUUCAAAAAAUCAAUUCAAUAUAUAAGUCCAAACUAAAAAGAAAGAUUCAAUUACACAUACGUACAAUUUGUUACAAAUUUUAUACAUAAUGAAAUUACCUAAAUUCG
Molecule: messenger RNA, 4251 nt
Organism: Linum trigynum
Lineage: Eukaryota; Viridiplantae; Streptophyta; Magnoliopsida; Malpighiales; Linaceae
Source: the annotation of a GenBank genome assembly